CAGCUCCAGAGCUCGUGGGUUCCUGGGGGCAGUGGUCACCUCACUCCCAGCUUGAGGAGGCACCGGGCUGUGGCAGGACUGGGAGACUUUGAGAGGGCCAAGACACCAUGGAGAGUGGACAGAGAGUGUCCCGAAAGGGCCGGAAGUUGGGCUCCAGCCGCCGGCGGCAGAUGCGAGAGCCGGCUGAUGGCCACGAUGCUCCUGAGGCCCCAGAGCCAGAGUCCUGGUCCUCCCAGGCAGCUGCAGAACUGCAGAGCUUCUUCCAGGACUGUGGUGCCAAGGACAGGGGCUUCGUCACCCGCGAGGACCUGGCGAUGGCAAAAUUCAGCUUCCUGGGCAGUGAGGAGGAGCCAGAGAUGAUAUUUGACUGGGUGGACAUCGAGCGGAAGGGACGCCUCUCCCUCGAAGAAUUCAGCUCUGCUCUCAAGAACAUCUUUGGCUCCAGCCCGAGCACCCACAGGCUCCGCAGGAGGCCACCAUCCUCCAAACGAGGAUCUGCAGCCACCAGCUUCCCAGUGCUGGAGGAGGCUGGUGCCGAAGAGAAGGAGGCGUUCCUGGCCUUCAUGGAGCAGCUGGGGACCAGCCACUUACUUUCUGAGCAGGCUGAGAUCUGGCAGCUGUGGAGGAAGCUGCGGCAGGAGGAGCCCCCACUGGCAGGCAACUUGGAGGGCUUUCUGGCUAAGAUGAGCAGCCGCCUGCAGGACGCACGGGCUGACAAGGAGGCCCUGGAGCUGACCCUAAGGAAGCGUGACUCCGACCACCACCACGAGGUCCAGCAGCUCUAUGAGGAGAUGGAGCAGCAGAUCCACCGGGAAAAGCAGCAGCUGCAGGCCGAGAGCCGCUCCCGGGACCUGGCCCUCAGCUCCCAGGUGCAAGAGGUCCUGGAGGCCAAGGAGCGUGCAGUGCAGCAGCUGGCUGAGGGCCAGAGGGAGCUGGAGGCCCAGCUCAACCACCUCAGCAGCACACACCAGAAGGCCAGUUCCGAGAAUCAGCAGCUGCGGGAGGCUGAGCGUGAUCUGGCUGGGAGGCUGGAAGAGGUGCGGGGGCAGCUGCAGGUGACCAGAGGGCAUCUGGACGCUGCCAGGGGCCGUGUGUCCUGGCAGGUGGAGGAGGAACCGAGUGCUCCCAGAGCUGAUGAGGAGAAGGCUCCAGAACCUCCCGUGGAGGCCCCCCUGCCUGGGCUGUUUGGGGACAAUGACGACUGGAACCAGCUCCUGAGCGGCUUCAACAGCCCACCACACAGAGCCCUGCACCUCUCCUGGAGCCCACCGCCCUCUCCGAGCCCCUCAGGCCCCCAGACACCCCGUGUGGUCAGGCAGAUCUCCAUCUCCGAGCCACAUGCUGGGCUGUUUGGCCAGAUGCCUUCCUCAGAUCUGGAUGAGACUCUAAGGAGCCCCCCUGGGGUGCCUUCCAGGGCCAAGGAAGUGGACCCAGAUGGGCAGGACAUCCAUUCAGAGCAGCCUGUCAAGCCUCAGAGCCUGGAGCCCGAGGAGGAGCCAGGGCCCAGGCCUGAGGCCCACUUCCCCUGGGAUCCCCUGGAGGGCCCACCUGGGGAGGCAGGGGCCCUGGUGGCAGCUGCAAUCAAAGUGCUCAUUCCUUUGGGGGAUGAGUCCCCUCCCCACGUGGAAUCUCCUCUUCCCCAGGCCCCCACUGGGCCCAGCGAACAGUUCCAGGCCUCAGACCCCCAUGACAAGGGCCCCGAGCCUGGGCCUGCCCCACCCAAGCCACCCAGACAGAGAGAAGCCCUCCCUCAGGAUCCAUACACCGCUGGCUCUGAGCCAGGGCUGGGGUCCCCGGAGGCUGGCACCCUCACACCCAGGCCGGCCAAGCCCUCCCAGGGUCUGGAGCCUGUGGGUCGGGCUCCCACAGAGGGGCUGGAGCAGGGCGAGUCAGAGCUGGACCUGCAGGAGGGCAGCCCAAGGGCACUGAGAGAAGCUCCUGGCCAGGUCCUCAGGCCAGAUGAGCGGCCUGCCCUCCCUCACCUGAGUCUGGAGGAGGUGCCCAGGGCUAAAGAAGGAAAACAAGACAGACAGGACAUCAGUUCAGCACAGACAGUUGAGGCUCAAGGCCUGCCAGCUGGGCAUCCAGAAGGUCCCCAGCAAGAUACUCUGCCUGCUCCUCCCCCACAUGGCACACCGCAGGUUCAAGCUGAAGCAGAGGUCCCUGCUCCUGAAAAAUCAUCUGCCUCGAGGGGCUUUCCCCCCAUGGGGGCUCAGCCUGCAGACACAGCAGGGCCCCAGGAGCCCCCACAAACUCUCCCCACCAUGGCUAACCUGGAAACCCAACCCAGGCCCCCACCCACGGCUGCUCAAGGGGAGCAAGGCCCUCCUCAACCCAGGGAGCUGAAAGCAGACAAAAGACCUGAAGAUACAGAAACGGCCUCCCAAAAGGCUGGGCUGUCCCGAUCCCCAGAUGACCCCUUGACCGGCAAGCCGCAGGCUGUGGCCGGGGAGCUUCAGGCUGACCCUGAUUUCGUCUUCCAUGUCAUCUUCCUGGGGGACUCGAAUGUGGGCAAAACAUCCUUCCUGCACCUGCUGCACCAUAACUCCUUUGCCACCGGGCUGACAGCUACCGUGGGAGUGGAUUUUCGGGUGAAAAACCUGCUGGUGGACAGCAAGCACUUUGCAUUGCAGCUCUGGGAUACAGCUGGACAGGAGAGGUACCACAGCGUGACGCGGCAGCUGCUGCGCAGGGCCGAUGGAGUGGUGCUCAUGUACGACGUCACCUCCCAGGAGAGCUUUCUCAACGUUCGCUACUGGCUGGACUGUCUGCAGGAUGCAGCGUCCGACGGGGUGGUCAUCCUUCUCCUGGGAAACAAGAUGGACUGUGAAGAGGAACGGCAGGUGCCCACUGAGGCCGGGCAGGAACUGGCCAAGGAGCUGGGGGUCUCCUUUGGGGAAUGCAGUGCUGUCCUGGGACACAACAUCCUGGAGCCCAUGGUGAACCUGGCCAGGAUGGAAGCCCAAGUGCUGACUGCGGCUUCUGAAACCCUGCUGCCUCCACGGCGCCUCUCUGUCCAUUCAGCCCUCGAUUUAACACAGUGCCUGGCUCACAGUAAAUAUAUUGUCACUCAAGAUGCAGGAGGACUGCCUGAAGGGCUCACUGGCAGAGGUGGCCCCUGAAAAGCCACCAAAGAAAGCUGGUUGCUGCUUCUGACGGCCGGUUGGCUGGGGUAGGCUGGACACCCCACUCGGUUCUCGACCCUCAGCUACUGUCCCAUCCUCCUGUACACACCAAGGACAGAGAGGACCAGCUUGGAAGAGCAGGAAAACCCUCCUCAACUCAGAUCUGAGGUCGGGGGCUGCAUUAGCUCUGCUCUCUGCCCUCUGAAAAGGGACUUUGCUGAGAAAAUAAGUCUUGGGGUGGAGGAGGAGGUGCUUAAAACUCUUUAAAGAAAGGAAAAGUCUCGAAAAUAGAUUUAAGGAAAAUACAUCUCUGGGUGGUAAAAUUACUGAGUGAAUGUGUGGGGGUGUUAUUUCCUUUAUAUGUUAUAUAUAUAUAUAUUUGUAUUUUUAGAUUUUCUACAAUAACUGGGUAUUCCCUUUGUGAGCAAAAAAAAAAUGUUGAGAUGGAGGAAAGAAACUUUCAAAGGCACUUGCUUUGAUGCUGAUUAGUAAUUAAUGUAACCUACUAAUUACAAAGCACUCUGUGUAUUAAAGCAGUCCCCUGUCUUUGCCCGGCAGAGCAGUCUUAACCUUGUUUCAUUAAUUACAUCUAUUUGCAAGUUUAGGGUUUCUUCUGAGUCGAAUCCGAUUCCUGGGGUGGCCCCUGAUGUGCCCCCACACCCUCCUGUUCCCUGAGCCCCACACACACUGCCUUCCCCCAUGACCCGCCUCUGAGGAGUCACAGCCGGGCACUGUCCCACCUGCUCGCCUGGCACUGCCCCUUGCCCUGAGGGGUGACCGCUGCAUCCAAUGAGGCACAGCUGGGGUGUGGCUGGAGGGGCCUGGGGAGCAGCUGGGAGGACUGGAGUCAGAAUCACUCAUAGGCUCCUCUUGGAGCUUUUGCAGGAGUUCCCUAAUUGCACAAGAUUUGCCUUUUAAAAGCCCGUUGCACGUUAUAACCCAGGGCGCGGGUGUUCAGUGCCCUUGGGGAGUUUACGUCGAGAGUCUUAGAGAGACCGCCUCUCACUGUUGGACUCGUUUGCUCACCAUGUACUGAACAUCCGAUGCGUGCUGGGCGCUGAGUUUGCUACUUGGUAAUCACUCAGGUACUGGUGAAUUCCCCGGCUGAAUUAGAGGAAACGCCAGGUUCGUAGAGAGGCACAAAGACAGUCCAAGAGAUCGAGUUACAAAGAGAGAAUGAAAGAGAAAACUGGAGAGCUGGAGAUAGAGGACAGAGCCUUGUUCCUACCUAUUCAAAGUCUCAGUGGCUCCCAGCCCCUACCCCUCUUCUCGAUGCUGAAAGGGAUGCCUCAAUGGCAGUGAGAUUUCUGUCACUAGAGGCAUACAAGCAA
This is a messenger RNA of Choloepus didactylus (southern two-toed sloth), 4456 nucleotides long. RefSeq names its product RAB44, member RAS oncogene family (gene RAB44). The transcript has 15 exons. Lineage: Eukaryota; Metazoa; Chordata; Mammalia; Pilosa; Megalonychidae. Gene Ontology annotation, molecular function: GTPase activity; GTP binding; calcium ion binding. The record is from RefSeq and is a predicted model, not a curated record. Bases 108 to 3122 code for a protein of 1004 amino acids.